CCGGGAUUCCUCAAUGGCGGAUGACACGCCUACUUAGACGCCGUCUCCUAGCGACCUGGCCACGCCUACAGAGACUGAGCCAAUCGCCGGCGGCUUCCUUGUGUCCCCCGAGCACGUGCUGACUGGACAAUCCUCUUUGAGAGCACAGGCCGCUCCCCCCCUGCGAUCUGAUUAGCGGCCGCGGCCGGGGCGUGGCUCCAGGUUUAAACUGCAGCGUGGUGGCCACGCCCAGCGAGUGGAGAGCCCUCAUCCUGCACGUAGAUGCUGCUUAUAUAGGGCUGGCAGAGGCUACUAUGCAUCUAUAGACACGUAGCUGCCAGCCUGCAUACAUCCACACUGGCCGCACACAUCUGCACAUCACCUCCAUACAUCUACUCAGUACAGCUCUCUCUGUAUACAGCUGGGGAACAGUAUACAUUCCAACACAUAGGCCCAUGUGUAUGUAGCCUGGAUAUAUUAUCAUCACCCUAUUGCACUGUAUUGCAUUGGCAUUCCUUGAAUAGUCGCCAAGCUUGAGGGUCUGGCCUACACUGAGGGCUUGUGGUGCUAUUCCAUUGGACAUCUCCUGAGGGUGCUAUUCCAUUGGACAUCUCCUGAGCCUACUAGUCAAUUGGACAUCUCCUGAGGGUACUAGUCCAUUGGACAUCUCCUGAGGGUGCUUUUCCAUUGGACAUCUCCUGAGGCUACUAGUCAAUUGGACAUCUCCUGAGGGUACUAGUCCAUUGGACAUCUCCUGAGGGUGCUUUUCCAUUGGACAUCUCCUGAGGGUACUAUUCCAUUGGACAUCUCCUGAGGGUACUAUUCCAUUGGACAUCUCCUGGACACUGCACAUGAACCUCUGCCCAAAUCUUUUUGUACUGUUAAUUUGCUGUCUGAUUGGCACAUCCAAGACUCUCCAGAUGACAUUGUCCUUCCUGCAAGCUAAAGAUACUCUGUAGAUAGGUGCAAUGUUCUGUAAGAAUUGCUGAGUUGCCAAUGACAGCUGGGACUUCCUCGUCACCUUCCCAAGCAAUGCCUCUCAAUUGUAGCCUGACUCUGGACCUUGAGAAGCUGGCACUGGAGCACAUUGCACCUUGCUUGCUGUCCUCUGGCUACUGUUACCUGGAUCACAUCUUGGGAGAAGCCCUGGGGGAUCAGGUUCUGGAGCAGGUUAGGCGUUUGCACAAGAAUGGGGCACUGAAGGAUGGCCAGCUGGCAGGACACCAACGAGGAGUUUCCAAGAGGCACCUGCGGGGAGAUAAAAUCGCAUGGAUCGCUGGCACAGAGGAAGGCUGCGAGGCCAUAGGACUUGUUCUGUCAGUCAUUGACCGACUAGUGGUCCUGUGUGGAAACCAGCUGGGCCAAUACUAUGUAAAGGAGAGAUCCAAGGCAAUGGUAGCUUGUUAUCCCGGCAAUGGCGCUGGGUAUGUACGGCAUGUAGAUAACCCCACUGGCGACGGGCGCUGCAUAACCUGCAUCUACUACCUGAACAAGAACUGGGAUGCAAAGAUUCACGGUGGUAUAUUGCGAAUAUUUCCUGACAAUGGCUCGCGUGUGGCCGAUGUAGAACCCCUCUUUGACCGGUUGCUGCUUUUCUGGUCUGACCGGCGCAAUCCACAUGAAGUGCAACCCUCCUACGCUACCAGAUAUGCUUUAACAGUCUGGUAUUUUGAUGCUAAAGAGAGAGCAGCAGCCAAGCAGAGAUUCAAAAGGUUGAGUGAGUCUACAGAGGACCCAACUUCUAAGGACAGCUGAUACCCAACUGGUUCCAUCCAAAAUAGAUGUGAUGGUUUCUCAUCUCCCAAAUACUGCACUGGAAUGUGUACAGAUGAAGCUUCAUUUGGAGAAUGAGGGAGGAGGACAAUGCAUCACAACAGUCACAAAUAAUGUUCUUGGUUGAUCCUAAUCUAACAGCGUGUUUAUGUGUUGUCUUCACUGGAAAAGACUACAUGGCAUCAAGUCUAGAAAUGAAAUAUUGAGCUCAGACUUUGUUCCUGUCCUCUCUAGGACACCUACAAGACUGCAAAGUACAAACCAAAUGUCCAGUUGUCUAGGUUGACCACCCAUCAAGCACAAGUGACUGGAGUUAUGGGCACCCACACAGGACUGUGUGUGCGCAUCCCACUCUCUGGUAUUAGAACCACUUCAAGUACAUUCUCUUCAAGCAUAGACUGAACAAUAUAGUUAGUGCUCUUUUAGCACAAUAAUUUACUUUUCGGUACAAUGUAUUUACCUACGGCUAAGCCUAAGAGACUAUGGAUUGUGUACAAGUAAUACAGACACAAUGGAAGUGAUGCAUUAAAGAUAAAUGAAUUGGUACGCUCACUGACCAAAUAAUGACAUACCUGCUGGCCAGAGCAUGUCCUCAUAGUUGUGCAGUAAUCCUGCCAUGCUUUGGUAAUAUCCCUGCAUGCUAUAAAUAGACAGGAAGCUUAGGCAGCAUUGGGCAAGGAUAUGUGUGGCAUAUAUCCUCUUAAUGUAUUACAGCCUAUGUGCUAAAUUUCAAAAGAAUAAACUGAAAAUCUGUCUCCUUU
Pseudophryne corroboree (corroboree frog) is the source of this 2513-nucleotide messenger RNA. It is a transcript of the gene EGLN3, whose product is annotated as egl-9 family hypoxia inducible factor 3. Gene Ontology annotation, biological process: peptidyl-proline hydroxylation to 4-hydroxy-L-proline; cellular response to hypoxia. Gene Ontology annotation, molecular function: ferrous iron binding; L-ascorbic acid binding; peptidyl-proline 4-dioxygenase activity. Gene Ontology annotation, cellular component: cytoplasm; nucleus. Bases 976 to 1734 code for a protein of 252 amino acids. The record is from RefSeq and is a predicted model, not a curated record. NCBI's taxonomy places the organism in Eukaryota, Metazoa, Chordata, Amphibia, Anura, Myobatrachidae. The transcript has 5 exons.